Molecule: messenger RNA, 466 nt
Organism: Symbiodinium pilosum
Lineage: Eukaryota; Dinophyceae; Suessiales; Symbiodiniaceae
Source: the annotation of a GenBank genome assembly
GCAGUCGACUCCAGCAGUACUUGUCAUCGAUGACGGUGUAUCCAGCAUCACGGCCUUGCGGUUCGUAGACGAGGACAAGGGCCAAGAUCUUAUUGGCGGCGAGGUUCAUUUCCGAGGCGAAGGAUACCUCACACGCGUGUCCUCCUACUCGGUCUACUUGGCUUUGGCACCCAGCGGAAUUGGCCGGAGCCUCCUCGGCCAGGCGCUAAUCGGCACCACAAGCCUGGUCAUCCCCCAGGGCACCCUGCUGCAGCAAAACUUCACGGACUUGGUCAUUUACAUCGAGUCCUCUCUGGUGCAGCAGCGGAGUCCAGCAAUGAGCAUCCCUCUGGUGGACGAGUUCGAUGCUACCUGCGAUUCGCUGACUUCAGUCUGCGGUACAGGAGGUGGCACGGUGUCCGGAGCUGAGAUUCACCAGGAUUACGGUGGGCUCAUGCUCUCCUUUGCAGAGCGCGGCCCUCAGUGA